AUGGGUAUUGGUCACUAUUCGCAUAGUCUUUAUUUUGUUGAUUUUGGUCUAACAAAACAAUAUCGUGAUUUCAUCACAUGUAUUCAUCGUCAUUUAAUUCACAGCAAAAGUUUAACAGGCACAGGUCGGUGUGCUUCAUUACAUACUCAUCAUGGUUUUGAACAAGCUCGUCGAGAUAAUCCCGAAUCAAUUAUCUAUAGUUUAUUAUAUUUCUUAAAAGACAUUGCUGAAUUUAAACAAACAAUAUCUAUCGAAGGAUUAUGUUCAGAUUUACCAUCACAAAUUAUUACUAUAACUAUAUAUAUUAAAUCAUUAACUUUUGACGAACAACUUGAUUAUAAUUAUAUCAAACGACAAUUACGUACUAUUAUUGUUUCUAAUAAUCAAAAAUAUGAUUAUCAAUUUGAUUGA
Messenger RNA from Rotaria sordida, 411 nucleotides. Lineage: Eukaryota; Metazoa; Rotifera; Eurotatoria; Philodinida; Philodinidae. The record is from the annotation of a GenBank genome assembly.